Messenger RNA from Poecilia latipinna (sailfin molly), 111 nucleotides. RefSeq lists its product as uncharacterized. Lineage: Eukaryota; Metazoa; Chordata; Actinopteri; Cyprinodontiformes; Poeciliidae. The transcript has 2 exons. The record is from RefSeq and is a predicted model, not a curated record. The annotation marks the transcript as partial.
CCACAGCAACUCCAACAACGGCCACAGAAGCACCAACAACAACAUCAGCAGCAACAACCACAGUGUCUCCAACUACAACCACAGCAGCUCCAACAACCACAGUGUCUACAA